AUGUGGCUUCGAGUCUUCGAGGCAUGGGCAACCGCUCGACUUCUUUCGAGUCCUGCGUUCCACCGCGCCGUCCACAAUGCGCACAAGCAGUUUCGCCGCCUGAAGGAUGGCAAACCGAUGGAAGAGAUGGGCGGGACAAACAUCGACCAUCAACGUCCGUCGUUAUUCAAACACUUCAUCGAUGAGGUCAAGGAUCAGAUCAAAGGGGGCCCUCCACGCCGUUAA
Coniosporium apollinis CBS 100218 is the source of this 225-nucleotide messenger RNA. RefSeq lists its product as uncharacterized. Lineage: Eukaryota; Fungi; Ascomycota; Dothideomycetes. The transcript has 4 exons. Bases 1 to 225 code for a protein of 74 amino acids. The record is from RefSeq and is a predicted model, not a curated record.